Molecule: messenger RNA, 872 nt
Organism: Anopheles moucheti
Lineage: Eukaryota; Metazoa; Arthropoda; Insecta; Diptera; Culicidae
Exons: 2
Coding region: 215-703 (162 amino acids)
Source: RefSeq, a predicted model, not a curated record
GUGCGUUAACAACGUCCACACGUUCGUGCGAACAGGGUGUCAUUGGCGUAUGAACGGAAGGAUGGAGUGCGCAGGCCGAAAAGGGGUAAUGUGCGGUGCACAUGCCAUUUCGGUAUUAAAAUUGAUAAUCCAUUCGCUGGCCCCAGUCCGCAAAUCCGUGCCGCGGCUCAGGUACAGGUCGUAACUGCGUGCGGUCGUACACGGGUGAGCAAAGAUGUGCGUUCACGGGAAUUUAAUUGUACCACUGGUUCUGUGCGCAACGGUUACGUUGGGUCUCGCGCUAUCGGUCAGUCCGUCCGAGGUGGUCAAAGCUGAGCAGCAACCAAACCGAAUCGCCAUCGUCUUCGAACGGCAAGCGACAACUACGCGGGAGGAGUUCGGUAAUGCUUCUGAGGAGCUACAACAGCCACGAACCAAACGCCGAACGAGGGACCCGGACGAAAAGAACAACAUUGAGUCAAGUAUAUCGCUCUGGGAGUGGCUGAAGGGACGCGACAAGCCCGAGGAUAACUGUAUGCUGAUGGCGAUCGGUGGCGUGGCCAGUGGAGGCGCCUUAACGGGAGCAUUUGUCGGUGCAGGUAUCGGAAGCAUUUUCACCGGACCGGGUGCCAUCGUGGGUGGUAUCAUUGGAGGGCUGGUCGGUGUGUUUGGUGGCCUCAGUGUGGGUGCGAGAGCGGGUGCAGUAGCGUGUGAAAAUGUCUGACCCGUAGGUAGUGGCAGUGUCAACAACGUUAUUUGGAGCAAUAAAAUCUGCUUAAGUGUACGCCAAGUCGUGUGUCUCGUGGUUUUCAGAUACUGAAGUGUUGUUUGAAACGGUCAUGGUUCUAGAAAUAAUAAAAUGUUCGAUUUAAAGAUGAUUCCUUUUGGAACAA